Messenger RNA from Medicago truncatula (barrel medic), 2451 nucleotides. RefSeq names its product cellulose synthase-like protein G2. The record is from RefSeq and is a predicted model, not a curated record. The coding region runs from base 58 to 2280 and encodes 740 amino acids. Gene Ontology annotation, biological process: cellulose biosynthetic process. The transcript has 8 exons. Gene Ontology annotation, cellular component: membrane. Gene Ontology annotation, molecular function: cellulose synthase (UDP-forming) activity. Lineage: Eukaryota; Viridiplantae; Streptophyta; Magnoliopsida; Fabales; Fabaceae.
AUAAAUACAAGACUAAGAUUGAAUAUUUCCAUAAGCCAUUAAACAAUUAACUGUACUAUGAGCUCAAUGGAGGAGGAAACUCUUCCUCUGAGUGUGAUCCAUGUCAACAAGUCCUUAGUUUUCAUCAAUAGGUUACACACAAUCCUCCAUUCCAUUGCUCUUUGUUUCUUAGUUUACUAUAGGCUUUGUUUCUUCUUUCAAGACUCAAAAACAAGAGAAACACCAUUGUUACCUUACCUUCUAGUCUUUUCAUCUGAAAUCGUUCUCUCUUUCAUUUGGAUUUUUGACCAAGCAUUCCGUUGGAAUCCGAUUAAAAGAACCGUCUUUCCAGAAAGACUACCUGAAAAUGACAAACUUCCUAACAUUGAUGUGUUUAUAUGCACUGCAGACCCAACUAAGGAACCUACUUUAGAUGUUAUGAACACUGUUUUAUCAGCUAUGGCAAUGGAUUAUCCACCUGAGAAACUUCAUGUGUAUGUUUCUGAUGAUGGUGGUUCGCCUAUUACGUUGAAUGGUAUGAAGGAGGCUUGGAAAUUUGCAAAGUGGUGGAUUCCUUUUUGCACAAGAUACAGAAUUUCGUGUAGGUGUCCUGAGGCUUACUUUUCGGAUUCUCAGAAUGAUGGUGAUGAUUUUUCUGAGAAUGUCGAGUUUAUUGCCGAUAAGAGAAUGAUUAAGGAAAAAUAUGAGGCAUUCAAAGAAGGUAUAAUGAGAGUAAAAGAGGAUCAGAACCAUACUACUGGCAUAACAGGUCAAAAUCAUCCUUCUACUAUAGAGGUGAUUCAAGAAAAUUGCAGUGGUGAAAUAGAGCAAGUGAAAUUGCCACUGCUUGUAUAUGUUUCCCGUGAGAAAAAACCUUCUCAUCCUCAUCAUUUCAAAGCUGGAGCCCUCAAUGUCCUUUAUCGUGUCUCUGCAGUUAUCAGCAACUCUCCGUAUCUUCUAGUACUGGAUUGUGACAUGUUCUGCGGUGAGCCAGCUUCAGCAAGACAAGCAAUGUGUUUUCACCUUGAUCCCAAGAAAUCACCUUCACUUGCUUUUGUUCAAUUCCCUCAGAAAUUUCACAAUAUAAGCAAGAAUGACAUAUAUGACAGUCAGCAUAGAUCAACAUAUACAGUUUUAUGGCAAGGUAUGGAUGGAAUUACGGGACCCUUAUUAUCUGGAACAGGAUUCUAUAUGAAAAGGGAAGCGUUAUAUGGGAAUUACAAAAUUAAAGACACAGAUUUUAAACUCCAAGAAUACGUUGGCACAUCCAAUGAAUUCAUCAAAUCCUUAAAGCAAAAUUGCAGUCCAAAUAUAGUCACUGAUGGGAAUGCAUUGCCUAUAAAAGAAACUUUGCUUUUGACUUCUUGUAAUUAUGAAAUUGGAACUAAAUGGGGUAAAGAGGUUGGAUUUAUGUAUGGUACUGUAUGUGAAGAUGUUCAUACUUCAAUCAUGCUAAGUUGCAAUGGUUGGAAUUCAGUUUACUGUGAUCCACCUAAGCCACAGUUCCUUGGAAAUAGUGCCACUAAUUUGAAUGAUUUGUUCAUUCAAGGAACUAGAUGGAGCUCUGGUUUGCUUGAAAGUGGUUUGACCAAAGUGUGUCCCCUUAUAAACUGCCCUUUAAGGAUGUCUCUACUUCUUAGAUUCUGUCUUACAUACAUUACAUGUUUCCCUCUACAUUGCUUGCCUUUUUGGUGUUUUGCUAUUGUUCCACAGAUUUGUCUACUAUCUGGAGUUUCUCUGUACCCUAAGGUCUCAGAACCAUUUUUCUUCAUUUAUGCAUUCAUCUAUCUAUCAGCUCAAACCAAACAUUUAUUUGAAGCCCUCUCAACUGGAGGAACAUUCAGAACAAUGAUAAUAGAACAAAGAAUGCGGAUGAUGAGAUCAAUCACAUGUCAUCUAUAUGGACUUUUAGAUUGUCUAAUGAAGGAAUUUGGUUUAAGAGAAGCUAGUUUCAUGCCAACAAAUAAAGUGAAAGAUGAGGAACAAACUAUGCUUUAUCAAAUGGACAAAUAUGAUUUCAGAAUACCAAACAUGUUUCUUGUACCAAUGGUUGCACUCAUCAUGAUCAACAUUUCUUGUUUCAUAGGAGGCAUCUAUAGAGUUUUGUCUUUGGGAGAGUUGGACAAGAUGUUCAUACAAAUUUAUCUUAUGGCUCAUAUCAUUCUUGUCAACUAUCCAAUCAUUGAAGGGAUUGUUAUAAGGAAAGAUAAAGGAAGAAUUUCUCCUUCAGUAGUUGUAACAUCUAAUGUCUUGGCCACAAUUCUCACUUGUGCACUUUAUCCUUUACUAAGGAAGGUAUAAUAGGGUCAUUUCUUUAUGGCAAAAGAUACUAAUACAUUAUUGGUUUUUAUGUACCCCAAACAGACUCACAGAAAUGUUGUGUAGUAAAGAAAUAUAACAGAUUCCAACAGCAUCAUCAAUUGAUGACUGUUGGAUGGAAUAAAGUGAUAUAGAUUUCAGAAUUAUUGUCAA